Messenger RNA from Batrachochytrium dendrobatidis JAM81, 2088 nucleotides. RefSeq lists its product as uncharacterized. Gene Ontology annotation, biological process: SRP-dependent cotranslational protein targeting to membrane. Lineage: Eukaryota; Fungi; Chytridiomycota; Chytridiomycetes; Rhizophydiales. The record is from RefSeq and is a predicted model, not a curated record. The coding region runs from base 1 to 2088 and encodes 695 amino acids. The transcript is spliced from 10 exons. Gene Ontology annotation, cellular component: signal recognition particle, endoplasmic reticulum targeting. Gene Ontology annotation, molecular function: ribosome binding; protein binding; 7S RNA binding.
AUGCAAAACACCAAGCAACAGCAGUUAUAUUCGCAGUUGAGGCGAUUGGUAGAAAAUGGACAUUCAGAGCCAACAACCGAUUCAUUGGAGCAGGCAGUGAAAGUCUGUGACAAAUUAUUGGCAAUAUCCGACACCGAUGUAGAUGCACUUCGAACAAAGCUUGUGGCUCUUGUCAAAUUAGAACGAUACGCUGAUGCAUCAAAUGCACUAUCCACCCACAAGCUAUCAACAAAGGGAUCCAAAUUUAAAAAUAUGGCAGAACUUUAUUUUGAAUCUGCUUACUGUCUGUAUCGUUCUAAUUCAUUGGAAGAUAGCUUGAAGCUCAUUCAGCAGGCGUUAUUGGCUGACGAGAUUCAAAAGUCGCCACUUUAUACUCGAUUCAUGCAUUUAAAGGGUCAAGUGCUGUAUAGGCUUGAACGGUUCAAUGAGUGCAUAAGCUCGGUUUACAAACCUCUAUUAGCUAGCGCCAAUGACCAUUCUGAUACAUAUCGAGUAGAAAUCUUGGCCAAUAUACUGGCUGCUGAAGCUGCUCAAGUACUUGUUGGAUCUGAAAUGGAUACCGACGAUGGUGCUGACGAUGCAAAUACUGAAUCUCCCACCUUUGAAAUUUUGUAUAACCGUGCCUGUAAAGCGAUUGGCAAGCAUAAUUACGAUACUGCUGAAAAGCUUCUUUACAAUGCACAAGCCACGUGUACCAAGUCCAUGAAUGCAGAUGGUUACUCGAAAGAAGAUAUUCAAAAAGAGUUGGUUGUCAUUAAUGCACAACUGGCAUAUAUUAACCAAUGUCAAGGCCGUUUUCAAAAGGCACUUGAUCAAUAUACUUGUAUCAAUCAAUCAAUGAGUGUGGAAAAGAGCAUCGCCGCCGUUAUACAUAACAAUCUAAUGGCAAUUCGUGGAGAACAUUACGAUCUAUUCGAGUCUGCCAAAGUUCAUAAAAACUUUAUGACCAGUGACGUUCUUUUGAAAUUAAAUGCCGGCCAACGUAAUGUGAUGGAAAUCAACAAUGCUUUGCUUUCUAUUUAUCUUGGCAAGAAUGGACAAGCAACGAAACAGCUUACUGUACUCAAAGAAAAGUAUCCCCAUAUUGAUCGCAUUGAAUUGGCUUUUGCAGGACUCCAGUUCCGUCAAAAAAAAUCCAAAGAUGUGACUACAAUGCUUGCCUUUCGCAAUCAACUUGAAAAGAUUGUGGAGCAAUUUCCCAGUUCUGCUUCGGCUCAGCUUACCCUUGUUCAAGUGCUUCUCAAUCUGGGCUAUUAUGAAGAUGUGGUAAAUCAGGUCGAGAAAAUGCUGGAGAUGGACGUGUUUGCUAUGUAUCGUCCAGGAUUAGUGUCUGUUUUGAGUUGGGUAUAUGGAAAAAUGGGUAAUUCUUUGAUGGCAUUAAAGGUAUUGGAGACUGCUGCAAAGGAUAAGUUUAUCAAGGAUAUGUCGCUUUUGGCCCAAUUGGCAGCAUUUAAACUUCGACUUGGACAGUAUGAGGCUGCUUCUAAAGACUAUUUAGAGCUUGUUCAAUUUGAUCCGUUGGACGUACGUGCCAUUGCUGGAUUGGUCAUUUCAUACUCUCAUCUUGAUUCUUCACUUGCUGAAGAGUACGCCAAACAACUUCCUACUCCAUCCAUCUCCCGAUCUGAUCAAGGUGAUGAGAGUAUGCAUGCAUUAAAGAUGGAUGCAGAUGCACUUGAGCUUGCCGUGAUGAAACGCAAAAUGAACCAGCAACUGCGAAUGCAGACUGCUGGUAAAAACGGUGAUGCCACGAAAAACAAAGCAGACAAGCCCAAGACAAAACGUAAAAGAAAGCCGAUUUUGCCCAAAGUAGUCAAUCCUGACAUUCAGCCUGACCCUGAGCGAUGGAUUCCAAAGCAAUUUCGUGCAGCUUUUGCUAAAAAGGGCAAAGGCAAAAAGGACAUGCUACGUGGAUCUCAAGGUGUAAACAUGGAGGGUGGUGGAAUAGGUGGAACAGGAAGUGCUCGUAUUGCAGGCAUCUCUCGGUCGUCUACUUUAGCGGAGACCGAAUCGACUGGUUCAUCCACCGUCAAUGCUCAGCCAUCUCCCCCGACCACCCCAAAGCCUAAACAAAAGAAACGAAAAUGA